CUGUUUUUCUUCUUUUGGGAGGUGUCUGUUUUUUCCAUUAUGUUUACCCAAAAAAGAAAGAGAUUAGGUUCUAAGACCUACUAUAUAUUCUUUCUUUAUUCAUUGUCUUAGGGUUGUGGUCUUCUUUUUCUACUUCUAGCUAGCUCCUAAAAAUGCCAAUAACAAAGUAGAUAAGCUGAUCAAAUCAAAUCAAUCAAUCAAUCUUAUGGUUUCUUUUUUUUCCUGGGCAUUUUUUUAGGGUUUCUCAGAAUUCCUCAAUCUCUCUUUCUUGGUUUUCUAAGAUCUCUCCCAUCUUUGCUUCACUAAUUUUAGUUUUCUUUUUUGUGUGGUCGUUGUUUUUUUCCUCUCUUUUUCUAGAUUUCGUUAACAGGGUUUCUAUUUUGGGAAACCGUAUCUGGGUCUUGCAUAGUAGUUUACAAGCUUUGAUUUUAGAUCCACUGUCUAUUCUGCUUCGGUUCAGAUUUCCAUAAAGUUCAUCAUUUUAUUUUCUGGGUUUUUUUUCCUGGAAAUUCGCUCUUCUUGUUUGGAGAGUUUAGAGUACUGCAAGAAAUGGUGAGGGGAAAAACUCAGAUGAAGCGCAUAGAAAAUGCAGCAAGCAGGCAAGUAACCUUUUCAAAGCGAAGAAAUGGGCUGCUAAAGAAGGCCUUUGAGCUCUCAGUUCUAUGUGAUGCUGAAGUUGCACUGAUCAUAUUCUCUCCUAGAGGAAAGCUCUACGAGUUCUCAAGCUCUUGUAUGAGCAAGACGAUAGAACGUUAUCAGAAGAGAUCCAAGGACCAAGGACUCAACGGAAAAUCUGAAGGAACUAAUCAGCAUGUGAAGGAAGACACUCAGAGCUUGGAAAAGAAACUCGAGCUUCUUGAAGUAUCUAAACGAAAAUUCUUGGGAGAUGGUUUGGAAUUAUGUCCAAUUGAUGAGCUACAACAGGUUGAGAACCAGUUGGAGCGAAGCCUAACUAAAAUUAGGGCAAGAAAGAACCAAUUAUUUAGGGAGCAAAUUGAGCAGUUAAGGGAACAGGAGAAAUUCCAAUUGGAAGAGAAUGCAAAGUUACGUGCCAAGUGUGGCCUGCCACCAGUACACCCAUCAAGCAAACAGAGAGAGGUGAACAGACGAAGUCUGGACGUGGAAACAGAAUUGUUCAUAGGACCACCUAAAAGAUGAAGUGGGCACUACAGCUAUAAAAAAAAUAUAGUUAUUCUAAAACCUAUACAGAUUAAAGGCUUUAAUGGCUUUAAUGGCCUUGUUACUGUGUGUUGACAAAACAAUAGUGCAGCCAAAUAAUAAAUUGUGUGAGUUCAUGUGCUCUGGCAAAAGGAAAUUGGGCCACAUAUCAUAUAGUGUUGUUUGUUUGGCCGAAACUACUCAGACAGAACUCGAUAAAACUGUAUAUGACCAGAUGAUUUAUUGUAUCAUUUUCCUUUUUGCUUUAUAUGUAAGUGUUCUUCUCUUUAUGGUA
This is a messenger RNA of Quercus robur (English oak), 1453 nucleotides long. Its product is annotated as agamous-like MADS-box protein AGL19. The coding region runs from base 550 to 1158 and encodes 202 amino acids. Gene Ontology annotation, biological process: positive regulation of transcription by RNA polymerase II. Gene Ontology annotation, cellular component: nucleus. The record is from RefSeq and is a predicted model, not a curated record. The transcript has 7 exons. Gene Ontology annotation, molecular function: RNA polymerase II cis-regulatory region sequence-specific DNA binding; protein dimerization activity; DNA-binding transcription factor activity, RNA polymerase II-specific. Lineage: Eukaryota; Viridiplantae; Streptophyta; Magnoliopsida; Fagales; Fagaceae.